GCAAACUGCACCACCCGACUCCCCCGCGACCACGCCUCCUUCGUUCUCAACGGCCAGGGUCUCCUCUUCCUCUACACCGGCGACACACCCGACAACUUUGAAGCCCAGCAGAUCUUCGUCGACCGCUCCGGCAUGGGCCAGGGUAACAUCCAAUACGGCACCGGUCUCCCUCUACAGAUUGGCAAAAACCAGGAGUUGGGUCCUUUCAAGAUCACCGAGACGAGCGACUUGGUCUUUGAUAACGGCAAUGGUGCUGUUACGGCGUUCCAGGCUUGCCCCCCGGCUGACGGGGACAAGUUGACAGGAUGGAAGGUCUGGCUCGCGGGCAAUGACAAGCCGGCUGGUAGUGAGGGUUGUGUUGGGCUGAAUGCUAGGGCUGUCAAGGAGACGAAGCCUGAGGCUUGCGAGUACUCUGUUUACAACGCU
Alternaria alternata is the source of this 426-nucleotide messenger RNA. RefSeq lists its product as hypothetical. The transcript has a single exon. NCBI's taxonomy places the organism in Eukaryota, Fungi, Ascomycota, Dothideomycetes, Pleosporales, Pleosporaceae. The annotation marks the transcript as partial. The record is from RefSeq and is a predicted model, not a curated record.